AUGGAUUUGUUUUAAACUAGAGAAACUGUUGACAGCGAUAAAUGCCCGCUGGAGGGCGCCAAGUUAAAAAAAGACGAGGUGUGCUCGACUUCAUGCUAACUUCAAGAUGACAUCAAAACCCCGCGAGAAUUUUUGAAAGCUGUGCUUUCGAAUGGGUCUCGCGGUACUCUGACGUAAUACAAUGAUAGGUCUGUGCUGCGCCGUACAAAGUCCAACAUAUCUAUCAAUUUCACAUUGCAGGUGUAAGAUCGCAAACUUAAUUGCAAACUAAUAAUUUUAAACACAUUGCUUUUCCUGAAAAAAAAAACUUACUUCCUUUCCAUACUUCAUACAUACAUAAAUCAAUAAAAACAUCCGACACGGAAAGUCAGUUUACUUACUUAAAUUCUUAAAUUGCAUUUUUCAAUAAAUCAUAAAACUAGACAAAAAAAACUUUGCUUCGUUGUUAUAAAUAUGUUUUUCAACUACCCCCCAUUCAGUAAAAGCAAGCUUAUACAAUGCAAGCAGCAAAUGCGCCAUCCUGUCGUCAUGACGUCGGCGAAUAGGAAAAGUCAGAAAUGAUAUUUUUGUCUACAAAAAAAUGAUCGAGGAUGAGACUGUACCAUAUUCCACUGGAUUUGUAGUUCGUCGCUCCGCGAGCUCCCGUUGAGUCCCAGUGUCCCGCCCGCCGCGGGGAACUACAACUCCCAUGAAACCCGCGCAGCGCUUACUGUUCAUAUCAAUAUGGCUUCUGUCAGUCAGACAAAGGCGAAUCGGUUUUUGCCUUGAAAUGAAAUUAAGUUAGAGCAGGGUAGCGGCAGAGUCGGACGUCGUCCAGUUUGGCCGGUUCAUGUCUGCUGACGGGGAUUAAAGAAAGCAGCUCCAACACUGACGGUUCGGUUGAAUAAAUGCUGCGGUGCACGGAGUCCCCGCACGCGCACGAUCAGAAUGUCCCAUUAUACAGAUGAGCCUCGUUUUACCAUUGAGCAGAUCGACUUGCUGCAGCGUCUGCGUAGGAGUGGCAUGACGAAGCAAGAGAUCUUGCAUGCCAUGGACACUCUCGACCGGCUGGACCGCGAGCACGUCGAGAAGUUCGGCCAUCGGCACGCACACGCCGGAAACGGGGCGGGGGGCGUCGCCGGUAAUGCCAGCAACUCCACCACCUCUUCCAACUCCUGCACUACCUCCUCUAACAACCUCACAGCCUCUUUGUCGAGAACCUCUACGGCCACGCAAACUAGUUACCGUGGCAACAGCCUCUCCCCGUCCCAUAGCAACAGUUACGAUACCUCCCCGCCACCUGCGGCCCCCACCCCCAUGCCUGUAGUGGUGCCCACGAUCCAAAACGGGCGGGACGUCCUUGCUGCCAUGCCCAAUGGGAAGCUCUCUCCGCCUCGUUUCGUAGUGAGUAACGCCUCCGCACGGGCCUUCGGGUUCGAGCUCCCUGAUGAGGAGGUGGACGUCGAUGACAAAGUUGAGGAGCUCAUGAGAAUGGACAGCGCUAUAAUUAAAGAAGAAAUUAAAGCUUUCUUGGGGACCCGGCGAAUAUCACAGGCUGUUGUUGCCCAAGUUACAGGUAUCAGUCAAAGCCGAAUCUCUCAUUGGCUACUUCAGCAGGGUUCAGACCUCAGUGAGCAGAAGAAAAGAGCUUUCUACCGCUGGUAUCAACUGGAGAAAACUACACCCGGUGCGACGCUAGCGAUGCGGCCCAACCCCAUGGCACUGGAGGACAUAGUGGAGUGGCGCCAAACUCCUCCUCCCAUCAGCAGCACGCCGGGCAGCUUUCGCCUGCGGCGCGGCAGCCGCUUCACCUGGAGGAAAGAAUGUCUGGCGGUGAUGGAGAGUUAUUUUAAUGACAACCAGUAUCCCGAUGAAACCAAACGAGAGGAAAUUGCCAAUGCCUGCAAUGCAGUAAUACAAAAACCAGGGAAAAAGCUUUCAGAUCUCGAGCGCGUCACAUCGCUGAAAGUUUACAACUGGUUUGCCAACAGACGGAAGGAAAUCAAGAGGAGAGCCAACAUAGAAGCAGCAAUCCUGGAAAGUCAUGGGAUUGAUGUCCAGAGCCCGGGCGGUCAUUCCAACAGCGAUGAGAUUGAUGGAAACGACUACGGUGAGCAGGUACCUGCCGACCAGGUUCUGGGAAUGAGAGCAGUGGUUCCUGCAGAGGUGACCUGUCAUCACCCACUCAGGUAUGCAGACACACACAAAAUUGGCAACAUGAUCAGGAUGAUGCCACCGGACCAAGUGAACACCAGGACCCUAUAGCUUUGGCUGUGGAGAUGGCGGCCGUCAAUCACAGCAUCCUGGCGCUGGCGAGGCAGGGCGGAGCCACCGGUGGCAUCAAAACAGAGGUGCUGGAUGAUGAUUAAGUAUCUUCCCUCGACGUGUCCGUCACGGGUGGCGCGCAGAGGGACGGCGAAGGAGAAAUGUGGGGUUAUUAUAAAAGCCGCACGUGAACCGUUUGCACGUGAACUGAAGAAUGUGGCCGGGUCACGAAUGACCAAAGCAGAGGUUCUGAAGACUGUUAACCCAACAUUCCCCUCUUCCAGCUCCCCUCAUACAUGUGACACCUCAAUAAUCUUUCAUUAUAACAGCUCUCCUAACUACAGCAGGUUCACUAAAAACAUAUCAGCUGUCAUUUCACACUCAGAUAAUGAAUUUUGCCUCUUUUUCGUCUUUCAGGAAGUCUUCUUUGCAGGAUAUAAGAGGUCAGGAUCGUAUUAACCGUUUACUGUCCUUUCUCUCUCUCUCUCCAGGGAAAGUGUGAUGGGAAGCAUAUUCUCUCUCACUUGUUAACUUAUUUCGUUGUGAUGUACAGUACAGUGGAUGCAGAACUGCAUUUGCUGGAAUUCAUUU
This is a messenger RNA of Paramisgurnus dabryanus, 2835 nucleotides long. NCBI's taxonomy places the organism in Eukaryota, Metazoa, Chordata, Actinopteri, Cypriniformes, Cobitidae. The record is from RefSeq and is a predicted model, not a curated record.